AUGCAACGUUUGUCAGCACCUUGUUCAAAACUCGCAUACACAAGAUACGUAGCAAACCCAACCCUACGUAACCCAAACCCAUGUGAUAUUUUCAUCAAUCAUCGGGGGAUUGAUACUAAGAAGACUAUUUCAGGUCUAUUAUAUGAUCGAUUCACUAGGUUAGGUUUGAAUUCUUUUUUGGAUAGUAAGAACUUAAAGCCUGGGGAUAAACUUUUCGUGGAGAUCAAUGCAGCAAUCAAAGAAUGCAGUGCUGGUAUUGCGGUUUUCUCUCCUCGUUACUGUGACUCUUACUUCUGUCUCCAUGAACUCACCAUGCUCAUGGAGAGCAAGAAGAGAGUUAUCCCAAUCUUUUGCGACGUCAAGCCAUCGGAAUUAUGCGUUAAGGACGACAGGACACGUCCAGCUGCCGAGAUUCGGAGGUUCCGGUUGGCUCUCGAGGAAGCAAAAUACACCGUAGGACUCACGUUUGAUACGUCUAAUGGAGACUGGUCAGAGUUCUUGGCCAAGGCAUCGGAUGCAGUCACGAUGAAUUUGUUAGACGUUGAAGAGGGGAGACUACGGAGUAUCAACCCUACGUACAAGCACAUAUCUGCGUAG
This is a messenger RNA of Eruca vesicaria subsp. sativa (arugula), 597 nucleotides long. NCBI's taxonomy places the organism in Eukaryota, Viridiplantae, Streptophyta, Magnoliopsida, Brassicales, Brassicaceae. The record is from the annotation of a GenBank genome assembly.